UUUAAUAAUUUGGUUAGAAUUUUGAAUUUUUUAUUUUGAACACGUUUUGUGACUACAAAUCAUCACAUGGAUUUAUUUUGGCUAAAGGGUAGGAAGUGUCCAAAUUCAAACAGUCUUUUCCAAAAAAAUACUUAUUGAAUGAAAUGAGAAGAACUGGCGAAUACUAAAGAUGUCUUCUAAAACAAGUCCAUGUCAAAUAUGCGGCUGCACCGGCUUGAAUCUUGUUGAUGGGUUCUAUUACUGUGUUGAAUGUGGUACCCAAGAUACAAAUGUGAGGGAAACUAUUGUAGAGUCCACUAUGCUGGGAGACGGCGUACUAGCGUUUGUUGAAACUAAGAAGAUCACCACAGUACUGCAGGAUUCUAUUCAGAUGAGUGGCGAAUGGCACAAAUGGCACGCUUACAACUUUAUUUUGGCCAAUUUGACGGAUGAACUUAUAGCUCUGGGUGCUAAACCUACAGUCAAACUAAAAGUACUAUGGAUAUGGGUGCGAUAUAUCAAGAAAUUCCAGAAAAAGGAUGAACCAAAGGCCACACAAUUUACAUUUAACAACAUAGAUGAUGAAGAUACACAAAAACUAAGUAAUGAUAGUACAAAUAAAGAAAACAUUGACCAGUGUGAUAUGAAAGAAGACAAAAAAGAGCAGGGGCGUGAAGAACAAUUUGACAUUAAUACUAUUACAAAAGGAAUGUUACUAUCAAUACUCUAUGUAGCAUUAAAUUUGGACAAAAGUCACAUACAGUUGGGACAUCUAUUCCAAUUCAUAAGAGAGGGGCGUUUAAGUGUUUACAAUUGUUCAAAGUUUGUACCGAAAGAAUUAUCUGCCAAGUUAAUACCAAAUUGGUAUAACUUUAACCUUUGUUCCAAUGAAAGUACUAAUAGAUCAAUUCGUGCAUAUGCUAUGACACUGUUUAAAAGGUUACAAUUAGGUGUGCCUUUAGUCCCUGAUUUAAAUAAAAUCAUAGAUAAUUUUAUACAAGAACUGUGCCUCCCAAAUGAUUUCAAAGAUUUAGUCUUAUCCUUAAUUGAUUUGCUGCCCUGUACAUUUUUAGAAAUGGAUAAAAUUUCAAUGAAAUACUACAUUUAUACACCAGAUUAUGAGACAGAGUGUAUGUCUUAUAUCUUGUUAGCUCUUAAACUGUGCUUUGGGCUAGACUGCGACUAUGAAGUUAGAUUAUCUGAUGCAGUAGACAAAAUAAAUACUGAAAGAGAUUAUUUAAAAUCUUAUAAACUUGGUAUGUAUGCGGAGCCCACAGAUAGAUUGUUUUCCUUUCACGAGUGGUACAUGUUUAUGCAGUUUCGGAAAAUAAUAUUGAGUAAGUAUUACUUGCCUAUGGCUCAAAAGUACAAUUUACCUGUUAAUGAUAGUGUAUUUAUGGAGCAUGUUAAAGAAAGGAAGACACGAAAAAUAAAAUUAAGCGAUAACGUAGCUAUGGAUAUUAUAAAUAAAAUACAUACAGAUGAAGUUUUUGUUAUACCUAAGGAAAAAUUCCCAGUUACUUUUACACCUAUGACUACUUAUACGGAAGUUAUAUCAGAAUACAUUAUAGAUCCAGAAUUAAAAUUACGUUUAUGUGAAGACUUUAGUCAAUAUUCACUUAAAUAUGUUAUUAAUGAUUUGAAAUUUCCAACAUCUAUUAGUUCCGAAUGUUUAAUUAAAGGUGUUAGUGAAACAAACAAAACCAUAAAUACUCAUAUAAUUGGCACAUUACAUUCGAUAGUAGGAGAUACUCCUAUAUUUAUGGUAAGGAAUUGUGAAAAUCAAAAUUGGCUUAAAACUAAGCCGCCCAAACCUAAACACGUCACUAAUAUAAACGAUGCUAGGAGUGAUAAUAGCUAUGAUUUUGGCAGUGACUACAUAUCGGAUAUCGAAAGUAAAUCAGACAAUGAAGAAUGUACAAAAAGCGAUUCAGAUGAUGAAAAUCAUGAUAUCAUUGAAGAAGAAGAUGAGGAACUAUCCAUAUUUCAUGAUGAUUUUAAAAAGUUACUAAUACAAGAAGAUGAUAAAAAUGAUGUAUCGAAUGAUUGUCUCGAAACAAAUGAAAUCGACACGUCAGGAUUUCACAGUUUCAAUUUAUAUGAUAGUAAAAUGGAUGUUCAUGAUGAUUCUACUCAAAUUUCUUCUCCAGAAAUAGUCUCACUUCCAGAAAAUUUUGAUAAAGAAAAAGCUAUACAGGAACUAAUAAACAUUGCUAGUAAGAAAUAUAAAAUAAGUUUACCCAAAGAAAAACGUGAACCCAAACAAAUAAGAAAAAGAAAUUCGCGAAAAUCGUUUGAAAAUUGCGAAACUGGAGUAAGUGAACCAAAAAAACCUAAAAUAAGGGAUAGAUGUUGUAACUAUGGCGAGUCACGUAAAUUUACUGCAGAACUAGUCAAUGAGUAUUACGAAAAUGUAAAUAAUGAUGUGUUGCUAAAAAUUUCAGAACAAGUCAGAUCAGUUAUUGAAAUGGCUGAAAAUCGAGAAGAAUUUAACAUCACAAGUGGUUCACACACAGAAAUACAUGCACAGGAUGUGGAAAACAGUCGUAUAGGAGUUAUAGAUGAUUCACUUCAUAUUAAUGGAAAUAAUGAUCACAUAGAAGGAUUGUCAGUUGAUCAAAAUGCCUCUGUCCGAGACGGUAGCGUCCAAGAUGUCACAGAGGAUGAUACAAACAAUGAUUUCGAAGGAGAAAAUAUUGAAGAUUUAUUACCAAAAACCAAUCCGAAAUUCGAUCCGAAAACACACAAUGUUAAUCAAUUAUUUGUAAAUGUUAACGACGAACUAGAUUUACAUAAUAUCGAUGAUAUUGAUAUUGACGAUUCAGAUUUAAAUAAGUUAAUUGAUGAGAAAAUUGCAGAUUUCGCAAAUCAUGAUGGAAAUGUUGUACAAGAUACAGAUAAUGUAAUACAAGAUACAGAUAAUGAUUUACAAAGUGAAAACUCUAGUUCAAGUGAUGACGAAGAUAAUGUACCUCUUAAAUACGUUAAAAAGCAAGAUGAAAAGGUAGAAUAUCUAGUACAAAAUGAAGAAAUUAAUGAAUACAAGUAUUGGAUGAGACAUUAUAAAGCCAAAGCGUUCGCGGCUAGUAACAUAAUGACGGUAAAGUUUCAGAAUGAGGUUAUGUUGAACUGCCCAAAAAGUUUUGUUUCUGUUUUUAAUGAGUGUGCUUCAAUAGUGGACUGUCCGCCAUAUUUUCUUUAUAGAUGCUUACAGAAAUUAGAACAAAGGCUAAUGACUUAUACAAGGACUACAAAAUAGAUUAAUUAAUCAAAG
Molecule: messenger RNA, 3253 nt
Organism: Bicyclus anynana (squinting bush brown)
Lineage: Eukaryota; Metazoa; Arthropoda; Insecta; Lepidoptera; Nymphalidae
Gene: TAF1B
Product: TATA box-binding protein-associated factor RNA polymerase I subunit B
Exons: 3
Coding region: 170-3238 (1022 amino acids)
Biological process (GO): RNA polymerase I preinitiation complex assembly; nucleolar large rRNA transcription by RNA polymerase I
Cellular component (GO): RNA polymerase I core factor complex; RNA polymerase transcription factor SL1 complex
Molecular function (GO): RNA polymerase I core promoter sequence-specific DNA binding
Source: RefSeq, a predicted model, not a curated record